UGGGCAACUGCUGCAUUAUCAGUCCCUGCUCUGAUCCAUAAUGGCUUUGUCAUUUUUCAAAGAUUUGCCUGAAGAGCAUCCGAGACAUUUGAUACCAGCGCUAUGUAGGCAAUUCUAUCACCUGGGCUGGGUAACCGGAACUGGUGGGGGUAUGAGCAUUAAACAAGACAAUGAAAUCUACAUCGCACCUUCGGGCGUACAAAAGGAACGUAUGCAGCCAGAGGAUCUGUUCGUGCAGAAUAUAGAUGGAAAGGAUUUGCAAUUGCCACCUGAGAUCAAGGGCCUCAGCAAGAGUCAGUGUACUCCGCUCUUUAUGUUAGCCUACAGACAUCGCAAUGCCGGCGCUGUAAUUCACACGCAUUCCCAGCACGCCGUCAUGGCCACAUUGCUCUGGCCAGGGAAGACGUUUCGUUGCACACACCUGGAAAUGAUUAAGGGCAUCUUCGAUGAAGCGGAUGAGCGCUAUCUGCGUUACGACGAGCAGCUGAUCGUACCAAUCAUUGAGAACACGCCCCACGAGCGUGACUUGGCAGAUAGCAUGUAUGCCGCCAUGAUGGAAUAUCCCGGAUGUAGUGCAGUUCUUGUACGCCGUCAUGGCGUCUAUGUCUGGGGAAAGACUUGGGAAAAGGCCAAAACUAUGUCGGAAUGCUAUGAUUACUUGUUUUCCAUUGCCGUUCAGAUGAAGAAGGCCGGACUCAAUCCGGAAAAAUUUGAAAAACCAUCGCUGGGAUAAGCAUUCACUUAAGUUUGGCAUUUAUAUACACAUAAUAAAUUCACAUGUAAUAAUAAUAAUAAAUACCAAAACACACUAAUAAAGACGUACAUUUAUAUGUACAUAUAAAUAAA
Drosophila grimshawi is the source of this 846-nucleotide messenger RNA. RefSeq names its product probable methylthioribulose-1-phosphate dehydratase. Lineage: Eukaryota; Metazoa; Arthropoda; Insecta; Diptera; Drosophilidae. The transcript is spliced from 4 exons. The record is from RefSeq and is a predicted model, not a curated record. Gene Ontology annotation, molecular function: methylthioribulose 1-phosphate dehydratase activity; metal ion binding. Gene Ontology annotation, cellular component: cytoplasm. The coding region runs from base 41 to 733 and encodes 230 amino acids.